Patella vulgata (common limpet) is the source of this 2922-nucleotide messenger RNA. Its product is annotated as toll-like receptor 4. Lineage: Eukaryota; Metazoa; Mollusca; Gastropoda; Patellidae. The transcript is spliced from 2 exons. Gene Ontology annotation, biological process: immune response; toll-like receptor signaling pathway. The record is from RefSeq and is a predicted model, not a curated record. The coding region runs from base 1 to 2328 and encodes 775 amino acids. Gene Ontology annotation, molecular function: transmembrane signaling receptor activity; protein binding. Gene Ontology annotation, cellular component: membrane.
AUGCUUGUAUUGAUGGUUGGUGAAUCUGUAAUCAGUUCUCAUCAUGACAUCUGCGAAAUUUGUGUUUGUCAAGAGCUAACCAUAGACUGCACCAAUAAAAGUCUGACAGUUAUACCGCCUAAUAUUCCACCUAACACUACCAUUCUUAUUCUCAAAGAUAACAAUAUAGACGAAAUUCCGGAUUAUAUCUUUGAUCAAACUAGUCUUGUCAGUCUAGAUAUUUCGAACAAUAAAAUAAGUAAUCUCAGUCGAAAUUCUUUUUAUGGGUUGGAAACUUUGAUAACACUAAACCUUCAGCACAACAGUAUGGAAUUUAGCAAGAGUUAUCCCGAGGACGUAUUUAAACCACUGGUUAACUUAGAAAAUCUGGACUUAUCGUCUAAUCUGAUUUUGAGCACCAUAAACGAGUCCUAUCCUGACAGAGCAAUUCGUCACUUAAAAUCUCUCCAGGAGUUGUAUAUUGAUGGUAUACCAAAUCUGAAUCUGGGUGAAGGCUUCUCUAGUCUCACAAAUUUGCUUCAUCUCAAUUUUUCUGGUUUAAACGUGAACCAAAUAAAGCAUCUCAAUAUAACGGAACUUUAUUUAGAUCAUAACAGGUUCGAACUAAUAGAACUAGAGGCGAUCCCACUUUUGCCCCCAACUCUACGAGUAAUUAGCGUGCUAGAUAAUAGACCAACAUAUGGGUGGUACUUACUUGCACUCGAGAACAUGAAAAAUCUCGUCUGUGCAGAUACAAGUCAACAAUACAGCUCACAUGACCCAGAAUCCCGUCAUAAACCUCAGUCUUCCCGCUAUGUUUCCUCCUUUUCAAAAUCCAGAGAUCACGAGAGCACAUUCUGCCAAAAAAUGAAUGUAUCCAGUAUAGACCCUUUUAAAAAUAAUCAAAGCAAUAUAUCCUCACUGCCUGUUCACAAACGUUUAGAAAUUAAGAAUGACCCACAUACUCCUGCUCUGAGUAGUCUUUCUUUUAAUCUAAAGAAUUUCACUAUUAAAGUUCCACCGAACCUAGAAUAUGUAAAUGUUAGCAAGUCUUUUCUCAAUUUUCCAAUCCCGAAUAUGCGCUUUGGAAAUAACACAUGUAAAUUGAUUGACGUAUCCGGCAAUGUUUUUAAUAGAUGGGUAGGACCAGUACAGGGAGUGACCAAACUGGAAUGGCUAAUUCUUUCAAACAACUUUUGCGACUACAUUAAGGAAACAUUCUUUGAUAGUUUUCCCGGACUUCGAAAGCUGUUUGUUGCGUCUAAUUUUCUAGCAGCUGUUUUCGAGGCUGAUGUAAAAGGAAAUAUAUUUCAUAAAUUACAAGCUCUGGAAACUUUAGAUAUUUCUGAGAACAAAAUUAGAACACUUCCGUCGGCACUGCUACGUGGACAAGUUAAUCUUCAAAAGCUGGAUUUAUCCAAAAAUAUCCUGAAGGUGUGGACCUUGGACAUUGAUCACAUGAAAGAUCUUCGAUACAUUGAUCUGUCCUCAAAUCAAAUGACAAGUCUACCAGUGCAAUUUAGAAACUAUGGAGAUCGCCAGUACGAUGAUAAUAAACAAUUAACGGUGGAUCUAUCGGGGCAGACAUUACAGUGCACCUGUGAGACCUUACCUUUUCUAAAAUGGAUGAAAUCCAACACGACAAUUUUUGUCAGACGCGAUGAUUACAAAUGCGAAGAUAAUAAGAAGAAAGAACUGAUUCUGUCCAACUUAGAUGCAAUCAUCAUCCAGUUGGAGCGACAGUGUGCUUCGUUGUCAGUUAUGGUAAUAAUUUUGACUGGGAGCUUGUUUGUUAUAGCCAGUGUUUUGAUUGGAAGUUUGAUAUAUCGCUAUCGGUGGAAGUUAAGAUAUCUUUACUAUUUAACCAGAAAUAGAUACCAUAGAGCAUUCCCCCUCGUUGAUAACGAAAACACCCAGUUUGAAUAUCACGCUUUCGUAUCUUAUGCUGACGAGGAUCGUCUGUUGGUUACCCAGGACAUGAGACAGAAGCUGGAAACAGAACAUGGACUGAAUCUUUGUAUUCAUCACAGAGAUUUUCUACCUGGAGAGGAUAUAGCGGCCAACAUUUUGAGCGCAGUAAGAAACAGCAAGAAGACCCUCAUCCUCUUGACGAAAAAUUUUCUUAAUAGUUACUGGUGUAUUUAUGAGUUGAAUAUGGCUAAAGUUGAGAGUAUCAGCACUGGGCGGAAUGUAAUUACUGUUAUUGUAUGUGAACGUAUUCCUGUCAAUGAGUUACCUGAGGCUCUGGUCCAGUCGAUGAGAGCAGAUUCUUAUAUAGACUAUACAGACGACCCGGAAGGUAGUGUUGUAUUUUGGGCCAAUCUGAGACGGUCCAUAAUUGCCGACUGAAGAAGUGAACAGCAAACUGAACAUUUUGGCUUUCAGAGUAACUGUGAUGUAGAAUGGUGGCAGGUAUUGAUAAUGCAGUAGGUCUAUUUAUUUAUUUAUUUAUUUAUUUAUGCCUUUAUGUAUUCGAAUUUGUUUCUCCUUAGUGUGAAUGUGUUGAGCUAAAAGUACAAAUUUUGCAGAGAUUUAACUUCGAUUGCACAGAUUCAAUCCACUCCCACGCAAGUCUAGUCCUCUUAGCGGGAAUUUCCCUAAGGUGUUUAUUUGUGUUUGUUAUUGGCUAUGCUUUUCAUGCUCUAUUAUAACGCUCUGCUGGACAAGCGAUGUGUCAUUUCAUUUCGUGGCUGAAACAUUUUAUUUUAUGUAGAGAAAUAAAUGUAUUUUAUCGUUACAUUAUGAUUUACUCACUUGGUUGUCGGGUAUAUUUUGUAUCAUCUUAAAUUUAGUAAAUACAGCCAAUCAAAUAAUGUAUAUAUAUAUUUAAUGUUCAUAAGUCGUCCUUUUAGAUACAAUAACUAGUCUAUAUUAUCAUCUUUGUAAAUCCUGCAUUUCGAGUCAUUAUCAUCUAAUUAACUAAGUUUUCUUUUCACUUGCAAA